Chrysemys picta bellii (western painted turtle) is the source of this 3070-nucleotide messenger RNA. The record is from RefSeq and is a predicted model, not a curated record. NCBI's taxonomy places the organism in Eukaryota, Metazoa, Chordata, Testudines, Emydidae.
CUGCCCUGCCGGCGUGGGGAGACCCGGCCCGGAGCCAUGGCGCUGCCCCUCGCCCUGGGGCUGUGCUGGGGGGCGCUGGCGGCAGCAGCGGCGGGUGAGUGGGGCAGGAGUGAGGCGGGGGAGCCCCACAGCUUGGACAUCCUGAUCACCGGGCUGAACGAGCCGGACGGGACUCACAGGUUCUUCAUGCUCGCCCGGCUGGACGGGCUGGCGCUCGCCUCCUACAGCAGUGACACCCGCGAGGUGAAACCCCUCAGGGAGUGGGCAGCGCAGGCCGUUGGCGCGAGCUAUUUAAGGAAGAAGACGCAGGAGUUCAGGCUCUAUGAGGCCAUCUCCCGAGUGGUGACUCACCGGUGGAUGGCGCAGCAAAAUCAGACCGGCGGAACCCACACCCUGCAGCUGCACGUGAACUGUGCACUGGACGGGGACACCCCCGUGCGAGGGCAGUUUCACUUUGCUUUCGAUGGGCAGGAUUUCCUCAUCCUGGAGAGAGACCAAUCCGUGUGGGUGCCGCUGGCACCGGGAGCCUCCAACGAGACGCACUUCUGGAACGCUGGCCACACCUGGACCCUGUUUGCAAAGGAGUUCCUGCAGGAGGAGUGCGUGGACACCCUGAGGAGCCUGCUGCGGGGCGGGAUGGAGGCUCUGGGACGGCAGGUCCCCCCAGGGAUCUCGGUGACCUACAGAGACGCCCCCCACGGCUCCGCCACCCUCUCCUGCCAUGCCAGGGGCUUUUACCCGCGUCCCAUCCGCGUCUCCUGGGUGCGGGAUGGGACGGAGAUCCUGCCGCCCAUGAAUGCCAGCGGGAUCCUGCCCCACGCCGACGGCACCUACCAGAUCCGGCAGUCCCUGGAGAUCCCCUCGCGGUGGGGCCACGGCUACGCCUGCCGGGUGAACCACAGCAGCCUGGGGGAGCCGGUGCCCACCACGGCCCUGCCCGAGGUCUCAGUUUCCCGCAGAGACGCCCCCGACGGCUCCGCCACCCUCUCCUGCCGCGCCAGGGGCUUUGACCCGCGUCCCAUCCGCGUCUCCUGGGUGUGGGACGGGAAGGAGACCCCAGCGCCCCCCACUGGCGACGCGUCCCAGCUCCAGAGAUCCGUGGGGAUCCCGCAGCAGGGCGGGGACGGGCACAGCUACUCCUGCCGCGUGCAGCACCGCGCACCCGGGGAGAUGGGGGGCCUGGCCCCCGGGAUCCUGGCCGCCCUCGGCCUCGCUGCGCUGACUGGGGCCGGCGCCGCACUGGCUGGCGUCGUGGUGUGGAGGAGAAAGCGCCCGGACUCCGGCAGAAGCAGCUUCGCCCUGACUGCCAGGCGCCACAGCCUGGCCGUGCUCGUCACAGCCGUCACCCACGAAGACGGGACCUAUCACUUCAUCAUGAUCGCCCGGCUGGAUGAUGUUAAGAUCGCGCACUACAGCAGUGACACGCAAAAGGUCAGAGCCACCCAGGAGUGGGCAGAACAGGCCCUGGGCGCUGAGUAUCUCCAGGAAAAGACCCAGCAGUUCUGGGGGUUUGAGGAGGGCGCUAGAGGCGAUACCAGAUGGUGGAUGCAGCUGCACAACCAGACGGGCGGGAUUCACACUGAUCAGGUUCACGUGGGUUGUGCGCUGAGCGACCAGGCCCCCGUGGACCCGAGGUUCCAGUACGCCUACGAUGGGGGGGACUUCAUCAGCUUUGACAACCAGACCGGGACGUGGGUCGCGGCUGUUCAGCCGGCUGUCCUCCAGAAGCAGCUCUGGGAGAUGGACAAGUUUUGGACUCAGUAUGUCCGGUGGUACCUGCAGCACGAGUGCCUGGAGACCCUGCAGAGCCUGGUGCAUCGGGGGAGAGAGGUCCUGGAGCAGCAGGUCGUGCCGGAGAAGUAUUCCAGCGGGAUUCUGCCCAACGACAUUCACUCGUACUACACUCAGUCAUCCCUGGAGAUCUCCCCGCAGCAGGAGGACGGGCACCGCUAUGCCUGCCGGGUGGAGCACAGCAGCCUGGGGGAGCCCGUGCUCGUCUGGGCCCCUGGGAAGAAGGGCCCCCUGCACCCCUGGGUCCUAGUCGCCAUCGUCCUGGCCGGGCUGGUUCUGGCUGGUGGAGCCGUAGGGGCCGGCGUCAUCCUGUGGAGGAGAAAAUCAGCAGGGCCCCACAAACCCGGCUACGCUCCAACAGCCACAGGGGUUGGAGAAGAUUCUGCCACCAUCUGCAUCAGGAGCAGACCCCCGGCGUGUGGGACCCCAGGGCGUGGGGCAGAAUGACCCUGCCCCAGCUGCUGACCCCACUGGCUAGGAGAGCUCCCGCCCAUGGAUCCUGUCUGCCCUGGGGAGAUUCUAGCUAGGGGCGUCUCUCUUGUUUUUCAACACACCUGCUUUGGUUCAUUCUAAGUGCUCACAAGGGCCGUGCAUUGUACAGGAGCCGCGGUGCGGGGAUGCUGUGCAAAGUGUCAGUUUGUAUCCGCCUCACAGCUACCAUGUGCCCACGCCUGGGGGCGUUAAAUGACUGGCGGGUGUUGGGGGGUCAGCGCUGGUCUUGGGGGCUCACAGCCCUUCUCUUGGGGAGGGGAUCCCUGGGCCAAAGAUGCGCCAGUCCCAAGGGCUACUGCCCAUCCCCUGGGGAGGGGAUCCCCGGCUCACCCCCCAAACCCUGGCCCUUCCCUUGGGUAGGGGAAUCCCGGCUCACAGACCCCCAACCUGGGGCUCCCUUUGUUAAUUUCAUCCCAUGGCUCCUGCAGAACCCAAGAGGAAACAGCUGCCCCGUGUGACCUGGGGCCUGUCCCUGCCACGCUGGAUCAGACCCAUUGGCCUGUCUAACCCGGUGUCCCUGGCCUCCCUGUGUCAGACCCAUACACCCGUCUGGCCUGGUAUUCCCUGCUGCCCUGCACCAGCCACCUGAAUUUACACCAGGGAUAAAUUGUGCCCAUAGACAGCAGGGUGGGGAUAAAGCUGUGUGCACCUGGGAGCAGUUCUCAGCAGGACAAGGAUACCUCUGGCCCUGUUUGGGAAUUGCCAAUUGUACAGUUCCCCUUUGCUGGGAUCCAGGGUUCCAGCCCUGCACCAGCGCUAGGGUGUGGUAUUUAGUGUGUGUGGGGGG